This is a messenger RNA of Hemicordylus capensis (graceful crag lizard), 2475 nucleotides long. It is a transcript of the gene NRN1, whose product is annotated as neuritin 1. Gene Ontology annotation, biological process: neuron projection extension; nervous system development. The coding region runs from base 778 to 1167 and encodes 129 amino acids. The record is from RefSeq and is a predicted model, not a curated record. Gene Ontology annotation, cellular component: plasma membrane. Lineage: Eukaryota; Metazoa; Chordata; Lepidosauria; Squamata; Cordylidae. The transcript is spliced from 3 exons.
AGUGACCUGGUCCAGAAAGAGAGAGAGAUUUCACCGCCAGUACAACCUGAAUCCUUAAUGAUCGAAUAGGGUUUUGCCAUUGACUUUCAUGGAUGAUGGACUGCGCCCUAGAUAUAGGGGAAGUGUAGAAGGAGCAUCAGAGUCAAAGACAAGGAGGGGGCUUCCCCUCGACGGGAAAGGGAAGGUCGAAAGAGAGAUGUCGCGAAACUGCCUUUCCAAGGGGAACGGGAAGGACGUCCUGGUUUCUCAGCUUCCCUGUGUAUCCUUCAGAGAGACUGAGGGUUUCACUGCAAGAGGCAGAAGAUGGAUAGUGGAGAAUCAGUGCCGAUAAUGUGUGUGGUGGAUGGAGACAGCGGAGCAGACGCUGUUGGGGUGGCGGGGGAGAACGGAGGGAAGGCGAGUGGUGCCGAGAUUAAAUGAGACAGGGGGAGCCCAGAGGAUGUCCUCCUGGCUCCACCAGUGGAAGAACCUAGGUGGGUACGUCGUGGAGGAGGAGGAGGAGGGACCAAAAGAAAGGGAUGAAACAUGCGUCGGACAUGUCGGCCACACGUUCGCCGCUCAUUUAUGCAAGUGACACAUACAGGCAUUUACAUACGGGCAACUAGCCCACACGAAUCUCCCAAGUGCAUUGCAUUGCAUGCACUACAUCGCGUUUCCAAAGUGGGCGGGACUUUGGGUGCCUUUUCCUAACAACAUGCUCAUAAUGCAACACAGGGAAAUAAAAUAGGGGAAAGUCCUCACUGCGGGAAACAAAUUGUAGAAGAGAAGACUUCAUCUAUGCUUGAUGCAUACCUGGUGCAGGCAGUCAGAGCGGCGGGCAAGUGCGAUGCGGUCUUUAAGGGCUUCUCGGACUGUGUGCUCAAGAUGGGCGAUAACAUUGCCAACUAUCCGCAAGACCUGGACGACAAGAGAAAUCUCGAAACCAUCUGCCAGUACUGGGACGAUUUCCACGCCUGCACCCUUACAGCCCUCACGGAUUGCCAGGAAGGGGUGACAGACGUCUGGGAGAAACUGAAAGAGAAAUCCAAAAAGCUCGAGUACGAGGGCAACUUGUUCGUCCUCUGCAGCAAACGCAACCGGGCAGGCCUGCCGUCGGCCGUGGCUUCCGCCUCGCCGCUGCUGCUGCUGGCUCUUUCGGCCGCCCUGGCGACUUGGUUCUCCUUCUAGAAGGCCGGCCCUCGUGUCGAGCACACACCCAUCCACACGACCCUCAGCCUCCCCCCGCCGCCAGGACUUCUUCUCUCUUUCUCCAGGGCCUGGAUUUCUAGAGGAAAAGUCUCCCUUCCCUUCGACCCGGGGCGGGCCGGCCGGCGGCGUGUUGCGGGAGGAACUGCUGUGGAUUCUCCGCGGCGCAGACAGACGCUGCCCGGCCGGGACAUCCGUCGAAGGAAGGAUUGUGGGAGAAAGAGAGAGAAGCGGCCGCCGCCUCCGCCGCCACCACGACCACGACGACCACCACCACCACGACAGCAACAGCAACCGAGCGCUUUUCUCUCUCUUCCUCUCGUUUCUUUUGUCUUCUGAUGAUUUGCCAAAUGGUACCAAGCGGUGAGCAACCAACAGCCAAACUCGGACCUCAGCUUUACUCCUCUCUGCAGAUCAAGGUCAACUUGAGCCCUCUCUUUUUGUGUGCACAAAGAAUCUCAGGAACGGCUUCGAGCCACCACCGAAUACUCCUAAUAAAGCGUUACUAGGUAAUAAUGAUAGUAAUAAUAAUAAUACUAUUAAGAACACUACUCACGGCAACAAAAGAGGGGCUCUUCUGGGCAACAUCAAAGGAAAGGAUGAGUUGAGCAAGGGAAUGUGUGGAAACGAGGGGGCGGGGCGGGAAAGGGCACCGGAAAUGAAUCCACCACGUGCGUGAAGAAGCAUACAUUUUAUGGCGAAGUAACUCACAGACUAUCAUCUUUCCUAGGAAACUCUUGUGGUUUUUAUUUUUUAUUUUUUCAGUCAUUCCACAACAAAGACAUAAGAACCCUCUCCCCAAGGCGGGGCGGGGGGAUGGAAGAGAGAGCAACGGAAGGACCCACGAAAGAGAAGGGGUUGGUGGGGUGGGGAGAGAUUUCGCUAAAUGAUCGACCCAAUGAAUGCUGCUAAGUUUGCUGAGAGUUGAGUUUUACUUAACACGGUCAAGGCAUCUUUUUCCAAGUUCCACUGCCUUUUCUUUACAUCUUUUCCCUUCUUUUCUUGUUUUAGGUGUUCCACCAUUACCGUAAGAUAUCUGACUAUCCAACAGGGUAGAUCACAUGAAAAAAAAGGGGGGGGCGUAUAUGUUAAAGUAAAAAAAAUAAAAAUAAAAUAAACACACAGCAUAAAGGUUUUGCGGGGGAAAGUAUUAAAAGAGCCUUGAUUUUAAAAGAACAAAAAAAAAUGUAAUUUAAGAAAGUUUAUUAUAAAGUCAGUUCAGCAAAAAAAAUAUAAAAGAUUUGCUACAAAGUAUAGAAAAAGUAUAAAAUAAAAAAUUAUUGUUUGAAA